Messenger RNA from Gadus morhua (Atlantic cod), 7216 nucleotides. Its product is annotated as guanine nucleotide-binding protein subunit alpha-11. The transcript has 7 exons. Bases 1361 to 2440 code for a protein of 359 amino acids. NCBI's taxonomy places the organism in Eukaryota, Metazoa, Chordata, Actinopteri, Gadiformes, Gadidae. Gene Ontology annotation, biological process: adenylate cyclase-modulating G protein-coupled receptor signaling pathway. Gene Ontology annotation, molecular function: GTPase activity; guanyl nucleotide binding; GTPase activator activity. The record is from RefSeq and is a predicted model, not a curated record. Gene Ontology annotation, cellular component: cytoplasm; heterotrimeric G-protein complex.
CUUUCAUUAGAGAGAUAUGUUUCCGUUAAAGGUUUUGGAUAUUGCUUUAACAGAAUGUACACAACAUAAGGUCUAAACCUGAUAUUAUUAUCCUUUUAGUUUUUUUUUUACUUCUUGCCAUGUUCUUUUCUCCAAGUUUCGGGCUUUGGAAGUAAGAGACCGGAAAUUGCAUUGAUAUCGACCAGGAUAACGCUAAAGUCCGGAUCCUCUCUAAGCCUAGCGUUUCUUUUACCGGGGUGCUGGAGAGUGGGUGACGUGCGAUCAUCACCAGGAAAAAGAUAGCAGGAACGAUACAAUGCACGGAAAUUAGAGGACCAUUCGGGAAGAUUUUGGCUGUUUCGCACAUUUCACCGAGGCGGGAGGACGUUUUGGAUAGUCAAGAGCAUGUUUUUUAGCCAUAUACCUAACGUUACAGCAUCAACUAUGACUAGCUGAUCCAACGCUACGUUAGCAGCGAGCUAACCUAGUGAGCUAACCCUGCUCGUUUGGUAGUGUUCUCCUUGUCAAGUAGAUCUCACCAGGACAAGCUGAGCUGAACUCAAAUGUAGAGCUUCAUUGCUGGGCGUAAGCUAUAUAUAUAUAUAUUUAUAUAUAUAUUCGUCGAGUGGUGGUAGUGGCGGUGGGCUACAUUGUGUGUUUAUAUUUAGCUAUAGCAGAUGGGCAGUGUGACAGGCGUAUGCUCUUUGCUUUGGGGCGGCUAGGCUUUUCUUCUGGACAGCAAACAGCAGACUUGUACUAAUGUGGAAGUCCUGGAAGAGCUAAACGUGUCUCUGGUUCCGAGGUUUUUAGAUUGUGGCUAUCUGUGUGGUUAUUUUGAGAUGCUUUGAUAACGUCCACUGGUGAUGUUAAACUGACAAUUAGCUGAAGCGUUUGGAGUUAUUCCCAUAAGCAAAACACGACUAGCAUUGGAUUAACGUGACUGGCGACGGUUGUUUAGUGCGGGUUAUAACGUUAGCUCCUCCGGUAUACUCUAACUAAUUUAACCUAUUGACAGUUAUUUUAUAGAAACAUCAGAAUCAUCUGUCUGCAAGGGUGUUGAUUGAUAGCUCAUUGUUUGCGGACGUGCAGAGAUCCCAUUUCUGACACUCACUUUAGCCCUACGUACAGUGACUUGAAACUUGGAAGAAACUGUCAAUAUUUGACAGCUGCACGGCCCACUAGUAACAAGGCCACACUUUGCUAUAUUAAAGCAGGACGUUUGCUGCAGGGCUUGUUAGGAACAUAUAUCGACAAGGAUUCACUUACAAACGUUAGCUCCAUUGCCCUGGCUGUCCAAUCUAUAGUUUUUCUUGAGGUUGUAGUUUGUUGACUACAGCUCGGCGACUCCAUGUAAAACGGGAUUUUCAUUAUUGAUGCGGUGAUGACUUUAGAAUCCACGAUGGCUUGUUGCCUGAGUGAAGAGGCGAAGGAGUCCAAGCGAAUUAACCAGGAGAUCGACAAGCAGCUCCGACGAGACAAGAGAGAUGCGAGGAGGGAGCUGAAACUUCUAUUGCUGGGUACCGGCGAGAGCGGCAAGAGCACCUUCAUCAAACAGAUGAGGAUCAUCCAUGGGACGGGCUACACAGACGAGGACAAGAGGGGCUUCACCAAGCUGGUGUACCAGAACAUCUUCACCUCCAUGCAGGCCAUGAUCCGGGCCACGGAGAACCUCAAGAUCCAGUUCACGUACGAGCAGAACAAGAGUAACGCCCUGGUGGUGCGCGAGGUGGACGUGGAGAAGGUGUCGUCGUUUGAGCAGCCCUACAUCAGCGCCAUCAAGAUGCUCUGGACGGACCAGGGCAUCCAGGAAGCCUACGACCGCAGGAGGGAAUACCAGCUCUCUGACUCCACCAAAUACUACCUUAGUGACUUAGACCGAAUAGCCACACCCGGUUACGUGCCCACCCAGCAGGAUGUGCUCCGGGUUCGAGUCCCCACCACCGGGAUCAUUGAGUACCCGUUUGACCUGGAGAAUAUUAUCUUCAGGAUGGUGGACGUGGGGGGUCAGAGGUCAGAGAGGAGGAAGUGGAUCCACUGCUUUGAGAACGUCACCUCCAUCAUGUUCCUGGUGGCGCUCAGCGAAUACGACCAGGUCUUGGUGGAGUCUGACAAUGAGAACCGCAUGGAGGAGAGCAAAGCUCUCUUCCGGACCAUCAUCACAUAUCCCUGGUUCCAGAACUCCUCUGUCAUCCUCUUCCUCAACAAGAAAGACCUGCUGGAGGAGAAAAUCAUGCACUCUCACCUCGUAGACUACUUCCCCGAGUUUGAUGGGCCCCAGCGGGACGGCCAGGCAGGACGGGAGUUCAUCCUGAAGAUGUUUGUGGACCUGAACCCGGACAGCGACAAGAUCAUCUACUCCCACUUCACCUGCGCCACCGACACAGAGAACAUCCGCUUUGUGUUCGCCGCCGUCAAGGACACCAUCCUGCAGCUGAACCUCAAAGAGUACAACCUGGUGUGAGGGAGGGUGGGAGAGGUAGAGAGAGAGAGAGAGAGAGAGAGAGAGGAGGAGGGAGAGAGAGGGAGAGAGAGAGCAGAGUGGCCGGAUUAAGAAAGCGAGAUGGAGAGGAAAAAGAGAGGGUAAAUGGAUGGAGAAGGAGAGCGCCCACUCUUCAUGCACUUGUAUAAACGUCCUCAUGCACACUCGAGCAUGGACACACACACACACACACACACACACACACACACACACACACAGACACAGACACAGACACACACACACACACACACACACACACACACACACACACACACAGGGCCUUAAUGUUGGGGUCACGGACUCUGUUCAUCCACACUCUUACAUACAUGUUGUACCACCUUGAUUCUUGGUUGUUUUGAUUAUUUUUCGUUUGACCGUUAAUAAUGAAGUGACCCCCCCCCCCCCCAUACUACAAAACAUUCAAGUACAUUCACAGCCGGUUCUUUCCUCCCUCUCUUCCCAUCGUACGGGCUGUGUUUGGUGUGCCACUCAUGGGUCAGUAGUAGGCUAAGACACCUACUGCUUUGUCUCCUCUGGUUAAAACACACACAAGGCUCUCUCUCUGGCAUUGGUACUGGUGGCGGUGAAGAUCCUUUAUAUUUCUGGUUGUAGGAGUUUAGGUUGUUGCUGGGAUAACCUUCAAAUUGAUGUAGAUAAAAUUAUGAUUUCUUCUUUUUUUACACUAAUUCUGCAAAUUCUGAUGACGUAUCCAGACUGUAUCCAGAUUAUUCCUGAAUUGAUUCGGUUCUGAAUCAUGGCAGAGGAGCUCAGUGAUUUCCUUUUUCAAAGCCCAAAACUAAUUAAAUUCCCAGCUCUGUCUUUAACAAUGUAGGUUUACUAAUUGCAUAACAUAAUUUUUGCUCGCCAUGGUUGCUGUUUUUUCUUUUCUUAGAUUUCUUUGAAUUCAUAAUUGUAUUAUUACUGUGAUUGAUUCUGUUCCUUAGUGGGUGAGAGAAAAGCCCUUCCUAUACACUAUGUGUGUGUCCAGACAAGAAACCGUGCAAUAGUUUGAUUGUAACGUAAAGAAAACAAGGAGAGGAGUGGUGGGUUGAAUCACAUGUUUGACAAGAUUUACUCCCUCUACAAUUGAGUUUAUUUGGCCAACCUUCUGAUGAGCUUUGUACACAGCAAGAGUCAAUAAUUCUGUAUUUUUAAAGUUGCAGACCAGAUCUCCGAUCCCCGUUGAUAAAGAGAUGAUCUAGUUCUCCCUGCUUUCCGCUCCACGUAUUUCCAGUUUGAGAUGGGGGAGGAUUUUUUGUAACGCUGUAAAAGAAAUCUACAAUUUUAUGGACAAGUGCUCUAUCUUUCUAAGUAUACUUUGUAUAUAAAGUGGUUGCAAAUUUGUGCUGAAACGCUUGACAAAGGUAAAACCGUUUUUUUAUUUCAUCUUGGCGCUUUACGCUAACGGUGAAAUGAAAGCAAACAAAAAAAAAAACUGUUGUCCAAUAUUUGCUGUUCUAUGAUGCUUACAUUUUUUUUUGUAAUUUGUGAUUAUAUCUCUGUUUAUAAUCCCAUAUCUUGUCUUAUACCAGAUUAAUUAAGAUGACAAUUAUGUCACUAGGUGGCUGUUUUUGUCUUAUAUAAUUCAGGUGAGUUCAUAACGUUUUCAUCACAAGGGCUACUACUAGUAAGGCGAGAGGAUGGAUGUUGUGCAAUGACUAAUCGGCAACGAAUCAGGGAGUUGGAUUUGGUGGAAGGCUCUCGAGGCCCCUUCUGACGGGCAUCUCCUAUUGGUAAAUACGGGAAGGAAUGUUCCAGUGUUAACGUUGAUGGCCACCCUUCGACCAAACCAAGGGAAUAGUGGCUGUCACGGUUCUACGGUCUAGGCAGCCUGUUUGGAUCAGUCUGAGAAAGUCGGGAUUGAAUUGAGGAUACUAUCUCGCCAGCUUGGCUAGCGUCCCACAUUAUCACUUUAUGCCAGACUUUUUUGCUUCAUACAUGAGUUCUUAAAUGCAGAUCGAUGUGGUUCUUAUUAUGUCGUCGAAUACCCGUUGGGAUGGCGGGUUUGAUCUCUUGCUUUUUGGCAUGUUUGAGUUUCCCUUCUUGUGUUGGCAGUGUUGGGCAGAUCAGUGGAAGUGGUACUUAAGUACUUUUGGUGUACAUUAUCAUUUGCAGGCUCAGUUAAAGUAUCCAUUUAGAUAGCCUUUGGUUGCUGACCAGCACCAUAUAUUGUGCAUAUCCCACUUGAGUGUUGCCAAAGGAUAGCAAGGCAGAUUUGCAUGUGUUUUUUUUAUCUAGAAGUGACAUCUUAAGAUUUACGGCAAUGUGUUUUUUACAGAGUACUUUGAGUUGGCAGAAAGGUGAUUAUUUGCCUACCGGUGGAGUGCAAUAGUGCAAGUAUUCUAACACAUUUCGUGCCGUGUAUACAAUUCAAAGGCUAGACUUUUAGCUAUAUGGAUAGGUCCUGCUCCCUCACUAACCCUAACCCUCCAAAGUAAAUACAGAAUAUUUUAAGUAUUUGUGCAAUCUUUAUCCUUUUUGAUGGAGGGAGGUAUUAUUUCCUUCUUCAAUGAAGUGCCACAAUAUUCUUAAGAAAAGAAAAUAGCAAUUGCUUCUUUUUUUUUUUAUGUAAAGAGUUUACAUUUGCAGUUGUGGGGCUUUUGUAUGGCAGCUUGUAUUAGUAAAAGGAUUCAACUCUGGUGCUUGACACAGUACCCGAGUUUUCUCAGCCAGUCUCUUCCCCAUCCUGCAGAUGUGUCCUAUGCCAUGAAACAAAGUGAUUACGAGGAAGAGGAGGAGCACAACCUAAAACAAGCAGACAUUCUGCUACAAAAAUAGCCGAGCUCUGGUGGCAUUUAUUAUUUAAUAUAAGAAAAGACUAUUAAUAAACUUUGGUUGUGUUUGAAAACAUGCUGUCAGUGGUACAUUGACCCAUCUAAAUGCUAGAAUAAAUUAUUCCUCCGCAAGUCACAUUCAUUUUUACUGCAGUUUAAUGACAACGGCAGCUUUCUUUUGUUAUGGGUCCCAGCAGGUCAGCCAUUGUUCAUUUGAAUCAAGAAACACUUCAUUCCCCUCUUUUUAAUCCAGUCUAAAGCAGAAUAAAUGACCAUUUUGUUUAACCAAGAAAGGUAAUAAGGAUUCUGUUUUCCCAUGCUAAAUAAGCAAUUUAUUUCUCUUGGAUUAUGUUGUGAUAUCUUCAUUACACAAAUUAUUUUAUUUGUCUUGGAUGCCAUUCAGGUUGACGACUGCUAUUGAACAGACACUAUUCGUACCAGGAACUAUGUUGGAUUAAGGAGUGUGUAGCGAUUGGCUUUAUAGUGGUUUAAACACAGUGAUUGCAAUGUCAAAUCACUGUGUGCCUAAGCAUCAAUGAAUCUGUUUUGUUUUUCUUUCCACUUGAUUGACUGUAAAGCGUAUGUGUGGACUUUGAUCCUAUUUCCUUUCACUAUGCCAAGAGGGUUCAGGAGAAAGGCUCUCUCAACACUACAUCAACAACCCAUAUACCAGAGGUUGUGUGAUGAAUACACUAUGAUGUAAUGAUGUUCAUGGUCACCUUUUUGUAAAAAAAAAAAUAUAUAUAAUGAUUUCACUUUUGAUUACAUACUUGUUUUUGGAGUUUUGAAAUUGCUUGAGCUUUGUACUUGAAGGACAGACCAAUUCAUUCAAUUGUGCCACAUAAAGCCAACCAAUCCUAGAUAAGAUAUUACUAAGUCAAUAAAUUGAACCAGGUGCCUGUAAUUACUAUGGUCUUGCAGUUUGCAUUAAUACACCUUUGGAAUGGGGGGAAGGCAGUUUUCUGAGUUACGCUUGGUAUUAUGCUUUGGUCCAAUUUAUUGAACACAUAAGCCUAUUGAAGGUACUACUAUGUGGCUGUUUUACGUCGGGUGGGUGGGUGCUGAGGUGAGUGAAUGAGUUGGAGUGACUUCUGGCCAUGUGACCUGUUUGCCACCCUUUUUUACUCUUCCUUGAUUGGACUGUGUAGUUCUCUCCUAUUUUGGGUCGAUGCACUGAAAACUCAACGCUGCAAGGGGCCUGCCGGCAUUCAUGCAACCUACAUGUUCAUUCAGCACAUUGGUCGACCCUAAAGGCGUGUGACUGCGCACAUGCAAGUGUGUUUGUACACUUGUAAUGGAUACUGCAUAUGCUUGUUGUUCAUUCUGAAAAGAGGAGUGGACACUUAUAUUAAAAGCUAACCUUGCAUUGUUUGUUUUCCUGUUUUUGUAAGGCUGAAAAAUUAGCUCAACACUUGUCUUAGGACCACUUAAUAUAUAUAUAUUUUUAAAGGUAAGAGGCUAAAAUAAAAAUUUGUGUAGUGGUGUAUAAAUUGAAAGUAAUGUAUUUUUUUUGUUUUGCUUUGAUUUUCUUUUUCUAGUAUAACCAAAUGUAAAUUAUGUAUAAUGAGUGUGCCGAUUCCCUUCUUUGUGGAGCCAGACUCUUACCAAGUGCCAAUGUUGUGAAAAGAAUCGGUGGAUCUACGAAAUCCAUGGUCCAUUUUUUUUUAACAAAUAAACACUAAGUAUAUAAUGAAAUAUUGAAAGUGGGACGAUUUAUUCUAUAUUCAAACAGCAUGACAAAUGCUGUUUUCAAAGGAGAAAAAAUAUUUAACCGCAUGUGUUUGCCACUUCAAGGGUGAGGGAGAUGUAGGGUGGUUCCCUGAUAAUUAAUUUUCAGUAUUUUUGUUUCCAUAUUUCUCUUUUGUAUCUUUCAUUUCAACCACUGUUGCCUAAAUCUCAUUUGAACAUGAAAUGAAUUUCAUAUAGCCUUCUCCUUAAAAAAAAAUCUGUAGUAAAUUGAAAUAAAACCUGUUCCUAUACUGUA